AUAUACAUAACAAUAUUUCCUUGAUUUUCCGACAAUAAUGAACAGACUUGCCAAGAAUCACAUCAGAAACUCCAAACCCAAACCCAAACUCAAAGCAUCUCCGUUCGUUAAUUGCUGCAAAUCAGCAUCUUCCUUGUUGCAAGGCGCAAAGAUUCAGUUGUCCUUUCUAUACUAGUCUGAUUUUGUCUUACUCCCAGCUGUAGAUGGCAAAUCUUCUUGCAAAUGCACAUCCAUUUCAAAUCACUUCUUUCACAACUCACAAAACCCAAUCACACGCUCUCAGCCACCCGAAUUCUCCACGCCUUGCUCAUCAAGCAACGCCUCUCUUCUGACCCCUUUUACGCCACUAAAAUCGUCAGAUUCUACGCCAUAAACAAUGACCUUAUUUCUGCACACAUAGUGUUCGACACAACUCCCCAGAGGAGCAUUUUCCUCUGGAACUCCAUUAUUCGAGCGUAUGCGCAGGUCCACAAAUUUUGCGACGCAUUUCUGCUGUUUAAAGGCCUGCUCACCUCUGGAACACAGCCAGAUAACUAUACUUUUGCUUGUGUUGCGCGGGCGUGUGCAGAGAGGUCUGAUGUAGAGGCGUUGAAAGUUGUGCAUGGGCAAGUGGUUGCUUUUGGUUUUGGAUUGGAUUUUAUAUGUAAUAGUGCUCUUAUAAGUUGUUACUCAAAGUUAGGCCUAGUUGAUGUGGCCAGCUGUGUGUUUUGUGGGAUUGAAGAGCCAGAUUUGGUGCUAUGGAAUGCAAUGAUUUCAGGUUAUGGGACUUUUGGAGAUUCGGCUAAGGGGGUAGAGUUAUUUAAUGCCAUGCAAAAUAUGGGAAUCCGUCCGGAUGGGUAUACAAUGGUUGGUUUGAUUAUGGGACUAUCUGAUCAUAGUGUGCUAAGAGUAGGGAAAACAGUUCAUGGGUUUUGUGUUAAAUGUGGUUUGAUUUUGAAUGAUCAUGCGUGCAGUGCGCUUGUCAGUAUGUAUUCAAGGUGUAAAAGCAUGGAAUUGGCUUGUAAAGUAUUUGAUAGUCUAGUUCAGCCUGAUUUAGUUUCAUGGUCUGCGCUAAUUGCUGGUUUUUCUCUGUCUGGAGAUCAUGUAAGGGCCUUGGAGUUCUUUAGGGAAUUGCUCAUGGAUGGUGGGAAAGCGGACCCUGUGCUGCUUGCUAGCGUGCUGGCAGCUUCUGCUCAAUUGGCGAUUGUAGGACCAGGCUGUGAGAUUCAUGGUUAUGCUAUAAGGCAUGACUGUAGCAUGGAGGUUGCUGUCUCCUCUGCUCUCAUUGACAUGUAUGCCAAAUGUGGGUUCUUGGAAAUGGGCAUUAAAGUUUUCAAAAACAUGCCUAAAAGAAAUAUCAUCUCAUACAAUACUGUGAUUUCAAGUCUUGGUCUGUACGGAUGUGCUCGUGAAGCCUUCCAAAUGUUUGAGGAGGUCCUUGGAGAAGGAUUAAAGCCAGAUGGAACUACUUUUAUUGGCCUCCUUUGUGCAUGUUGUCAUUCUGGUCUUGUUAAUGAAGGCUGGAAAUAUUUCAGAUUGAUGAAUGAAUUCGGGAUUCAAGCUAAAACUGAGCACCAUGUUCACAUGGUGAAGCUUCUUGGGAUGAAUGGAAAGGUGGAAGAGGCUUUUGAUCUCAUCAAAUCCCUUCCAGAACCAGUGAAUUCCAGCAUUUGGGGUGCACUUUUGUCGUGCUGUGAUUCUCAUAAAAAUUAUGACUUGCUUGUGGUCAUAGCCAAGCAUUUGUCCGAAACUAAGCCAAAAGAUUUCGGUUAUAGUGUGUUGCUUUCUAAUUUAUUUGCUGGUGAUGGGAGGUGGGAUGAGGUGAAGCGGCUGAGAGUUGACAGUGGAAGGGUGAAAGGUAAAACGCCUGGAAUAAGCUGGAUCAAUGAUAUAAAUCAUUGAGAUGUGAAUAGAAGUGUAGAAAUGCUUAUACAUAGUUACCACUUUCAUGCUCAGUACUGGUUUCUUGCUCUCAUUCUUAUGGCUUAAGGUCUAUGCAUCUUGAGUUGCAACUGAAUUCAAUGACAGUUCUUCAACUUUUCCAUUUGAUUUUAUUUGCUUUCCAGAGAAACUUACACUGCUGACCUGUAAAGGAUCUGCAAAGAAUAUGCUAUUUCUGGCUUGGAUCCUGACUGGAACUUAUGUUUUAGAAUCCAUAGGUAAAUGCUAAGUUAGUAUGCUUAUUGCACUUUCAUCCCCAGGGGAGGGGAGAGCCUAGUGAUUCGGGCACAAAACUUUCUUAUGAGAAGUCCAAUGUUCCAAUUGUAGAUGUGUGCCUAUGUUGGGUGUGUGAGUGCGUAAAAAGAAAAAAAAAAUGCUUAUUGCACUUUGUGUCACUUUGAAUUGAGGAAAAGCUAUUUAUCUAGGUUGGUAAUUUGGAAACAUUUGGAAUCC
Messenger RNA from Sesamum indicum (sesame), 2373 nucleotides. RefSeq names its product Tetratricopeptide repeat (TPR)-like superfamily protein. Gene Ontology annotation, biological process: RNA modification. NCBI's taxonomy places the organism in Eukaryota, Viridiplantae, Streptophyta, Magnoliopsida, Lamiales, Pedaliaceae. Gene Ontology annotation, molecular function: protein binding; RNA binding. The record is from RefSeq and is a predicted model, not a curated record.